Molecule: messenger RNA, 2081 nt
Organism: Paramuricea clavata
Lineage: Eukaryota; Metazoa; Cnidaria; Anthozoa; Malacalcyonacea; Plexauridae
Source: the annotation of a GenBank genome assembly
AUGUUUAAUCUUCUAACAGGUAGGAAGACAGAUUUAUAUGGCCAGAAAAAGCCUGCAGGUACAUUCUACAAGAGAAGAAGAGAAGGUUAUGUUAAUGUCUUGCAUGAUAAUUUUGAGGAAAGAACGAACUGUUAUUUGAAACAAGAUGUAGUUCUUGAAAUAUUACAGCUAAACAGUCUCCCAAAAAUACAAGCAACAAAUGCAAUUAAGCAAGCCUUUCCUGAUUCAGUAGUUGAAAGAAAGGGGACAGGAAAAGAUAGAGUUACAUUCUAUAAACAUGUUGGUCCUAAAUCACUGUUGCCAAAUAAGCAAACUCAUCUGUCUGCAUCUGCAAGUACAGACACAUCUUCGAGUUCAGAUACAACUUCCUUUUUGCCACUGAAUGAAAGUGCUGAAAUAGCCAACCUUAAAGAGUUGAUCAAAACUACAUCAACUGAACUGGAUGACAUAAGUAAAAGACUAGAUACUCAUUUGUCUACCGAAGAGGUCCAAAGUGAUGUUCUGAAAGUAUUAAGGCGUAUGCAGCAACAACUUCAAAACAGAAUGCAAGAGCUACAGAACACCAUGACAACAUUACUUCAGAAAGAAGUUGACCAACUUGUUGAACGUCAGUCGCAGUGUGAGACUCUCUGUGCUCACGAAACGCUGCAGUUAAAUGAGGAAAUGUCCAUCUUCAUUCAAUAUUUGAACAAAAACAUUCAAUCAAAUACUUUGUGUGGUGAUGCUUUAAGUGGUAUAUUUUCAUCAUUAACUGGUAAUCUUCGGGAAAACUGCCCUUUACUGUUUAAUGUAUUAGAUACAAUUCUUCUGCAGGGAAAAGAGGACAGCGCUGUUUCUGAAAGGCGUGUCAAGAGCGCUGUACAUUCCCUUGCUAUUCUGGUUAGCUUGAGAAGCCAGAAAAUUCCAAAUGACUUCAAACUGCUAUUCACAUGCUUGUGCAGAUCAUUUGGAGCAGGACUUCGUUUUAUCAGCAUGCUAAAUCAUCUUGGUUUGAUUGUAAGUUUUUUUGAUGGUGACGGUAUUGCACGUGAAGCUGUCUACCAAGCUCUGGCCCCAAUAUACGCACAACUUGGAUUUCGAAACUACUUCACUGAGACAUUCCGUCACAUUGUGAAUUUCACAACAAAGUGGCCACUUGCAACAAGACUGCUGCUACAGAAAAACUGCUCAGUUAAUCUUCUAGGUAUGUACAAACAUUUCCAUUGUUCUAUAAUAAAUAAUAUAGAGGUUCAGAUUUGACUUCCACUAACACUCCCUGGAACUGGCUUAGAACACAUCUGUAGUGAUAGUGGAACUCAAAUCAAAACAAAUGCAAAUCUGUCACAAGCCAUAUCCACUCUAACCAAGCAAGCGAUUUGAACAAGUCCUUUGGAGUUAUUUGGGUUCAAGUCAACUCCUGAACACUGGGUGAAUGAAAAUAUGCUAUCUAUAUUUAUGUGUAGUAGUGUAGUUGCCCCUUUAUAGGUUAAUUUUGUAGUUGACCUGUAAAAUAUUUUAGCAAUUUCAAGAAAAUCCAUUUUAAAAUAAAAAAUAUAUCCAACUCUUUAGGAAAGAAAGGCCAUGGGGUUGAGCUCGAUGCAUAUGUGUAAUCUGAAGUUGUGCAGCCAUUCAAGAAGUAUGUUUCUGGUCAUACUACAGUUCACAUGUGUGAGCGAUUAAUGUUUUAAUGUUAAAAUUCUAGACAUUCCGUCCAGUCACCACUACCAGAUCAGUUGAAAGGUGUGUAAAAUAUCAGUGGUUAGUUGUAGGAUAUCAUUUACAGAAAAACGUUAAAUUUUAUACAUUUUGACAAUAGCAAUAGAGAAAACGGUUUUUGUACUAAAUUUCAGUAAAUAAUUAAAUAUUUUUUUCGUAUCUAUGUUACAGGUGCAUGGUUUAGUAUACGAAAGGGAUUUUUUGAAGACAAGAAACGCCAGGAAGUUGAAUGCUAUUCACUUGAUGGAAACGGUUCUGCUGCUGGAAAAGUUCCGAAAAACCUGCUUGACGUGGAACAGAAAGGGAAGAUCAAGAUCAGGGACACGUUUGCAGCCAAAUUGUACGAUAGUUUUCCUGAUUUAAGGUAUAAAAUUUUAAUGGAAUAG